AUGGACCGCCAGAAGGCGUUGGGAACGCUUCGGGAGUAUAAAGUGGUGGGGCGCUGCCUGCCCACCCAGAAGUGCCACACACCACCCCUGUACCGAAUGCGCAUCUUCGCACCCAACCAUGUGGUGGCCAAGUCCCGGUUCUGGUACUUGGUGUCGCAGCUGAAGAAGAUGAAGAAAUCAUCCGGGGAGAUUGUGUACUGCGGGCAGGUGUUUGAGAAGUCGCCGCUGCGGGUGAAGAACUUCAGCAACUGGCUGCGCUACGACUCCCACAGCGGUACACACAACAUGUACCAAGAGUACCGGGACCUGACCACCGCUGGUGCGGUCACCCAGUGCUACCGUGAAAUGGGUGCCCAGCACCGUGCCCGCGCGCACUCCAUCCAGAUCAUGAAGGUGGAAGAGACUGCAGCGGGCAAGUGGACUUGGAAGAUAGAGGCAGGAGUUCAGUAA
This is a messenger RNA of Psammomys obesus (fat sand rat), 450 nucleotides long. RefSeq names its product 60S ribosomal protein L18a-like. The record is from RefSeq and is a predicted model, not a curated record. The transcript has a single exon. Lineage: Eukaryota; Metazoa; Chordata; Mammalia; Rodentia; Muridae. Bases 1 to 450 code for a protein of 149 amino acids. Gene Ontology annotation, molecular function: structural constituent of ribosome. Gene Ontology annotation, biological process: translation. Gene Ontology annotation, cellular component: ribosome; cytosolic large ribosomal subunit.